UGGUGAAACAUCCCUUGGACGGGAUUCAACAGCACACAUGCGCAAACACGCAUGGCCCCAUGGUAUCUGAAGUCCUUCGCUUCUCCCUCAGCUGUACACCGUGACGACAGCAGGACUACGUCUCCCAGUGUUCCACAUUUUUGUCUUGGAACCUUUCCCAAUGAAUGAUCUCAGUAAAAGACUGCUGCAACUCCUCCAACUGGUUUAACCGAGAAAAGAAGCAGAUGAGUUUAAGAUCAGCAGCAACCAUGAAACAGAAUCUGCUUACUUCAGCUUGAAGAAGCUGAUUAUCUCGCUAUGACAAGCAGGCGCGUUAAAAUAAAACAAUAAUGCAGUACAAAUACAGGAGACACUGGUGAAUUAAAUAUUCCUGAAAGGGUUAGGUAUAGAACUAGAAGUGGUUCUCCCGUCUCGAUCAAGCCAGGAUCAGCCGCAAGAUGUCUGUGGAAGGGCAGGGGUACCCCGACUCGAAAGCGGUGUUGGAAGCCGCACCGGAGUGGUUGAGGACGGAGAUCGAGAGGCUGUCCAGGGAGCUGAGCGAGACGACCCAUGAGAAGAUGCAGGCUGCGGAGUACGGGCUAGCGGUGCUGGAGGAGAAGCAGCAGCUGAAGCAGCAGUACGAUGAGCUGGAGGCAGAGUACGAGACUGCCCGCCGGGAGCUGGAUCAACUGCGAGAGGCCUUCGGACAAGCGUAUUCCAACCACAAAAAGGUUGCUGCGGAUGGAGAGAGCCGGGAGGAGUCCCUGAUCCAGGAGUCCGCGUCCAAGGAAGCCUACUACGAGCAGAAAGUCCUGGAGCUGCAGACAGAACUGAAACAGAUGCGCAACGUCCUCGCCAACGCACAGUCCGAGAACGAUCGGCUCGCCUCCCUAGCACAGGAGAUCAGGGAGAACAACCAGGUUGUGGAGCUGCAGCGGAACCGCCUACGUGAUGACAUCAAGGAGUACAAGUUCCGGGAGGCUCGCUUGCUGCAGGACUACACAGAGCUGGAGGAGGAAAACAUCUCCCUGCAGAAACAAGUGUCUGUCCUUAAACAGAGCCAGGUUGAAUUUGAAGGCCUGAAACAUGAAAUACGGCGACUUGAGGAGGAGACGGAGUUCCUCAACAGCCAGCUGGAGGACGCCAUCCGACUGAAGGAGAUCGCGGAGCGGCAGCUGGGAGAGGCCCUGGAGACCAUUAAGACUGAACGGGAGCAGAAGAACAACCUGCGCAAGGAGCUCUCGCACUACAUGAACAUCAGCGACUCCCUGUACAACAGCCCGCUCAGCAUCUCACUGGACGGGCUGAAGUUCAGCGACGACGCCCUGGAGCCCAACAAUGACGAGGUGCUCAAUGGCUACGAGCACAACUCCUUCAGCAAGAUGAAUGGAGGCAGUGAGAACAACAAGGGGUCCACGCCCAAGAAGAAUGACCUCUACCAGCCGGCCCCCAGCCUCGUCAACGACCUCCUGAGUGAGCUCAACAUCUCAGAGAUCCAGAAACUCAAACAGCAGCUCAUGCAGGUGGAAAGGGAGAAGGUGAACCUGCUGGCCACCCUUCAAGAGUCCCAGAAGCAACUGGAACACGCACGGGGAGCGCUGUCCGAACAGCAAGAGAAAGUGAGCAGGCUCACAGAGAACCUCAUCGCCAUGAAGAAGCUGCAGGCCAGCAAGGAGCGACAGUCAGCCUUGGACAACGAGAAGGAGCGUGACAGCCACGAGGAUGGAGACUACUAUGAGGUGGACAUCAACGGACCCGAGAUCCUGGAGUGCAAGUACAAGGUGGCUGUGGCCGAGAUCGGGGACCUCAAGGAGGAGCUGAAGACCUUGAAGGCCAAGUAUGAGGACUGCCAGUCCAAGUAUGAGGAGGAAAAGAGCCGUCUGGAGAUUGAGGUCCAGGCCUUGACAGAGAAGUUCACCUCCUUGGAGAAGACCAACCGGACCGACCGAGACCAGGUGGUACGGUUAGAGAAGGAGCUCAAGAAGGUGAGCGACGUGGCCGGGGAGACCCAAGGUAGUCUGAGCGUGGCCCAGGAUGAGCUGGUGACGUUCAGCGAAGAGCUGGCCAACCUCUACAACCACGUCUGCAUGUGCAACAAUGAGACGCCCAACAGAGUGAUGCUGGAUUACUACAAGGAAGGCAAGGGUGGGCGUACCAGCCCAGAGGCCAGGGGCCGGAGAUCACCCAUUUUGCUCACAAAAGGCCUUUUCGAAAAUGGGGACAGCCUCCCAUCUCCUGUCUCCUCCCUGCCCUCCCCAGUGUCAGACCAUCGUAAGGAGCCCAUGAACAUCUACAACCUGGUUGCCAUCAUCAGGGAUCAGAUUAAACACCUCCAGACAGCCGUGGACAGGACCACAGAGCUAUCUCGGCAGAGAGUGGCCUCCCACGAAUUGGGGCCAGUGGUGGACAAAGACAAAGAAGCAUUCAUGGGGGAGAUUCUCAAGCUGAAGUCUCUGCUGAGCACGAAGAGAGAGCAAAUAGCGACUCUAAGAACUGUGCUCAAAGCCAACAAACAGACCGCAGAGGUGGCGCUGGCUAACCUGAAGAGUAAAUAUGAGAACGAGAAGGCCAUGGUGACCGAGACCAUGAUGAAGCUGCGCAAUGAGCUGAAGGCACUCAAAGAAGACGCUGCUACUUUCUCUUCUCUCAGAGCCAUGUUCGCUACCCGGUGUGAUGAGUAUGUGGUCCAGCUGGAUGAGAUGCAGCGACAGCUGGCCGCCGCGGAGGAUGAGAAGAAGACCCUGAACUCACUGCUCCGCAUGGCCAUCCAGCAGAAACUGGCCCUGACCCAGCGGCUCGAAGACCUCGAGUUUGAUCACGAGCAGACCCGACGGGGGGGGCGCAGCAAAACCUCGUCCCGGAGCAAGACCGCCUCAGCCAACCCCCACGUAAGUCACGGGCGCUCCUGCGCAGACCGGCCAGAGGGCUCGCUCCUCACUAACCCAGUCUUCUGCAGUGAGAAGUAUAAAAUUUACUGCGACUAGGGAGGAGGCGGUCCCUCGAAGCUCGUGCGAGGAACUGUACAGCCGUGACAUGCAUCCGUCCUACGUAGAUAUAAAGCCCCGCUUGCUUGGCAUUGCAAUGACUUGUGUUGGUUUGCUGUUGAAAUAGUUGGAUUCCAAUGGUGUUAACUCCUGCUAGUUCAAUAUGUAUGGGAAUGCUGUUAGGCAGGUAACGUGUAAGGCAUGAAAAUAGCUCUUUCCAGGUAAAUUUCUUUUGCAUUGGGUUUGCUAUUGAAUCGUUCUUAGUAAUGUUUGUGAGGGUAGCGGCUUUAAUCUAAAUGUGACAUUGCAUAUCUAAUAGUGUGGGGCUACAACUUUGGUGUGUGGGUGUUAGUACAAUGUUUACUGAUAUGUCCCUUCAUCCCUUUAGCUUGCUACUAACACUGCUGGCCGUGGGCUGAACUGCGCAAACGUGAUGUCUGCUCCAGGGCUGUAACAAAGCUUAAAGGUGUUAGACAAAAUGAAACCGUGUCAGCAGUUCCAUUGGCUUGCUACAUAUUCAAGUUGAACUGCAUUUUUUCUUAACCCAAGAUGUAUCAGAUUCAAUUAUCCCCUUCAUACAAACAGCAGUCUGCCAUCUGGUACAAGUCAUACUGAUAUUAUCAGGCACGCAGAAUGAUGAAAGUCAACUAAAUCAAUGAUGCUCCCAGAGCAUUCUAGGCUUUUUAUGAUGGUUUUCUAGCCUGGGUACAUUAAUCCACAUUUAAAAGACUUAACCGUAGUGUAUGCAAAGAAAUCAGCCUUCUAGGGAGAUCAUAGCCUCUGAUUUGUAUAGGCUGUUUUUUAUGACGCUUAUAUUUGGUCCUGUCACAAGCCUGGUUAAUUUUAUGAAGUACUGCAGGGAAUUCCAUCAAAAUGAGCGAUUUCCUCAAAAUCUAUGAAUAAUCAGAUAGGGUUAUGAUGACAUACCCCUUUGAGCUGUCAAUACAGUCUGCAUGUUAAUGGGUUAAGAAAAAGCAGGAUAACAUUAGCUGAUUUCUUUUUUCAACCUAGAGCAAAGCCAGAGAAGUUUGACUGUUUUGUCUCAGAAGCUUCCCCAGCUUUUCCAUUUUGUUACAGCCCUGCCCAGCUUCAGUUUGCAUGUCCCAUUCGGGCUGGGUUCUGUCUGACAAUGCUGCACGUGUUUACACUAGAGAAAUAUGCAAAUUCAUCCCGACACAGGGGAAAAAAAACAGAUUAGAUAACUUUGUAACAAAAUUGCCGUGAAGCUGAUUACAAUUUUUUAUAUACAGCAUAUAAUAUGUUUUAUGAUAACAUUUGUAAUUGGUCGAAUAAGGUGUUUCUUAGAAUUUCUGAUUGGGGGAAAUAAUUGAUAAGGGGGAUAAGGGUGUCUUUAUCUACUAAUGUAUAUCUGUACCUGUUAAUCCGAUAUCGUUAUACUCUAGUAUUGUCAGAAUCACAGUGCAUUGCUUUCAGUAUUACGGUUAACGUUGCUGUUGCUUCUCAGCUAAUAUUAACGUUUUUUUACUUGUACAAGCACAGAUACCACGGGGCUCUACGUUACGAUAAGAAACGUUACGAUAAGAAAUACGGUUUUGUACCCACAAUUUUGAAAGGCUUUAUCCAUGACUUGAUUCGACAUGGGGCCUUUUUUUGUAACAGCCAUUAAGUCUCAAUCAAUAUCAAAGUUACAAAAAGUGUACUUUUAAAAAUGGGUGCCUGUACCUUUUCAACUAUUAAAGAUUAUUAUUCGAUCCAAAAACUGUGAACAGAUAACAUUUAGUUUUGAAUUGAUAUUGAGAGUUUUUCUUAUCUGCAAGAGCACAAAAAAGGCACAUUAUUUUGGGUAAGAUGCCGACAUUUGGAAGUGCCUGUUAAUCAAGUCAUUUAUUUCAAUGUAAAGCCCUGUACCAUUUUGUCUGUAUGACAGCUAACACUGUCUCUGUCUCUCGCUUCUCUCAAAGCAGUGUGAGCUUCUGUCUUCUCUAACGAAAGCUGUGGGUAGCUAAACUCUUAAGCUAUGUCCAAUGCUGUAUGUUGCUUCAUCUGACUAGUAUAUCUUUUAGAUUGUCAGCAGCUUGCUUCCUCUGCAGCGCCGCUCUGCCUUUAAGUAGAAAGGCGUUAUCCCAUUGUUAAUGUCAGGUAAUGAUCAAGUAUGUAUAAGCUGCUCCUAGCCAAGGAGAACCCAGCGCGCUUUGCUGACUAACCAGUUUUACAAAAGUCCUUUGAAAAAUCUCCUUUAGUAUAUACUGUGAGUUAUAGAAGUGACAAACUUAUUUAAAAAGGACGAAAUCUUAAAAUUAUUAGUUCGAAUCACAGUCAACUUCUACAGUAAAGUCCAAAUUUGUAGGAGGUUUUUUCAAAUCGCUGUUUUUAUAUGCUGACAGCUUUUGGCUUGCUAACUAGUCAGUUGAAGCAAAUUUAGGUGUGUUCAGUUCAUUUGUUAGCACUUGUGGAUCAUCAUCACUUGAAUGUUAGCUUUAAUAUUACUGAUAAAAGCAGGGUUGAAGUGUAAAGACUUAAAGACAAAGAUGUAUUUGUUUCAUUUUAAUAAAUCCAAUCAGGUUUUGUCUUUAAGGAAAACACCAAGAAUAAUAAUUCCCCAAAGAGAUGGGAAGAAACAAAAACGAUUUUAAUGUUCAACCCUGCUUUCCUUGUAUGCUGCAUAAUCCUCAAAGGCCUUUAUUAUCUUCUUGUGGUAAAUGUCUGCCACUACUUCUGCUUACAAAGAAAAAAAAAUCAGGCAUUUACAAUUCUAAUCAUUUCUGCUCCAUUUAGAAGCAGAUACGUGUUUUGCUUCCACUGUGUCAGGAAGCUUUAAAAAAAAAAAUACAUUUACUGAUGGCUUCCCUGGAGCAUCAUUUCAGUGAAUAAGCUGUCACUCACAAUCUACAGCAAAUACUAAUAAAAUGAUGUGGGGAAACUGUUACUUAGAGAUAAUAUUGUUCAGGGUGUUUAGAGAUUUAAAAGCUUUGUUUUAUGUCCAGUGUUCUCGAAUGGCUAAAACUACCAUAGGCAUUGAUAGAAACUAGUUAACGUGCCACAUUGCAGAAUGGAAUAUUGAAUAGAUUCCUCAUUAAAAGAACUGCUACAGUUCAUAAUAAGGCCCUGUAUUGACAGUCAAAAAUGUGGUAUAGGUUUGAAUCAAUGCCUAUGAGCAGGACACAGCAUGUGAACUUAUUAAACCUUUGCCUACCUCUGCUUGCAGGCUCUUUUCCAGCUGUUUUUUGAUGUUUUUUUUUUCAAUGAUAUAAUAGCAGCCUGCAUGCAAAAAUGACCUGCAUGGCAAUGGAGAGCCUACCAACUCCAACACUCCAGUCCUUUUUGUAUACCCUGUUCUCUCUUGUGCAUGAGCGGCGUAGAGAUUCAUUACUUGUGAGGUUUCUGCUUCCUGCAAACAGCUACUUACUGACUUGAUAACCUUCGUAAAUAACAUUCAGUUUGAUGCUUGGCGCUUGCACAAACAGAAUUGUGAAUAGAAAGCCCUGAUGAUGGAUGUUCCAGCCUUGGAAACUAACCGGUGUCUGCACUUAUAUAUUCGACUAACCUGGCUCCCGAAACCUGCUGUGCAUUCCCCGUUAUCUGAUUACUUCAAAGUUACAGGUUUUGUUUUGCUAAUUUUCAUUUUUUGUUUUUUCAUUUUUCCAGUGAUAGAGUAGAUCCCGGAGUUGGACUUUUCCCGACAGUUGUACUGCAAACUCCAGUUUCUUAAGCCACCACAAAAUAGCCAUUUGCACAAUUGAUAGAGAUAGUGGAAACCACUUGCAAUUUUGACUACACUUAAAAACUGAAACUAUCCUGUUACAGGCCUACAUAAAGUAUGGAACUCUUUCACAGUUUGUGAGCAGAACAUAGCUUUACCAUUUGAAUGCUGCUGCAGGAACACAAAACUCACAAGUACUGGUGAAAUUCAAUUUUGGUUUUGGGGGGUGGGGGUCAAAUAUGUUAUAAUUUACUUCAAAGACAAGGGGUCAUUUUCUUAACAUGUUUUAUUGCAAUUAUUCAGUGUUUUGUUUCUUAAACAUUGUUACCUGUGCACUUUUGAUAUAUUUACUAUGGCUUCUUUUUUAUAUGAGUUCUUUACUUAGGAAAGGUAUAUAGUGCUGUGGUUUGUGACUCAGUUAUUAUUAUUAUUUGUAUUAUUCUUUUUAAAGAUUAAUAUUACUGUUUGUUUUAUUUUGUUAAUUGUUCUCUGUAUCAGCAUGUUACUGAGUUAAUUUUUUUAAUGUUUUUAGAAUCGAGUUGCAACACAAACCAGAGUUCUAUCUGCUGUACUGCAGUGAAAUUAUCCAUUUAGAAUAUUAAUAAGCUUUAUGUUUGUUUUUUUUUAUUAUUAUUGUUAUUAUUAUUUACUGAUGUUAAACUGCCAUGUUCGAAACAAAAUCCAGGGUGAGCAAAUUCUGGGAUUUUUCAUAUAUUAUUCUUAGGAAUAGUUCAAUGUAACAAGGAGAAAACUUGACGUGGUUCUGGUUUAAAUGGUAAUAGGCACUUGAAAACCAUGAAUAAAAUAAUUAGUAUUACCUACGUGACUCCAGGAUAUCUGGAUUCAAAUGAAAGCAGUUUCACUGAUGAACAGAAUUGUUUUACAAGUGCACCAAAUAAAUUCCAAAUUGGAAUUGUUUCAUUCUCUCUUUGUUUAUUGUGCCAAAUCUUGGUACAUUUAGAUAUUUAAAAAGAAACAAGAUAAGGAAAUGUCAUAGAGGACCCGGUGUUUUCUGGGGUGUGCUGUUUCAACGCCUUGUUUUUAUUUUGUUGUUCAUUCUUGCCAGUAGUGCCUUUAAUAAUUUCGAGGGAGAAUCCUAGACUAGUUUAAUUUUCAAAGGCAAGGAAGCUGCCUUACUGAAUCUUGGUUUAAAAUGAAUUUGAGAAGCAAUAAGUGCAAAGAGAACUCUCCUUUGCAUUGAUAGAAUUGUUGUAGUCUUAAAAUUUUUUUUAAAUAAAAUUGUAGGAAAUUCUGUUGGUCAGUGAUCCUGUAAAGAUGCAGAACCGUGCAAAUUCAGGGGUAUCAUGAAAAAGUUUAAAAAAAAAAAAAAAAAACACUUUGAGAACCAAAUCUAAUGACUUUGGACUCCUAACGAACAAAAUGAUUCAAUUCUAUUAACACGUUUGUGGUUGCAGGAGAGAGUACUAUCUGUAAUAUUAACGUAUCUAUAGCUUUGUAUGGUGACGGUCACGUGAUAUCUAUAGUAUUGUUGGCAAAUGUGAAAGUUCUUUUAUUUCCUUUUUUCUUUUUGUUUUUGAUUUUACAUCCUACUUAACCAUUGUAAUUUCAGUAAACAGAAAACAGAUUUUUGCAUCAACAAGCGCGUCGCGCCAUUAUAUUGGUGCUGUUUGUUGAGGCGUUAAAACGUCAAGUUAUUGACAUGGUUUGAAAGGUUUUGUUUUAAAUUAAGUGCAAUUCAAAUGCUGUUAUUUAAGUACAUUAAAGAAAAGUUUUCUGUUUGCUGGAAAAUAUAACAUCGUGAUUACUAGACGUGCAGACUUUAUAUUGUCAUUUUCGAUUACAGUAUUGAUCCAUAUGAGAAUUUGAUACCUUUAUAUAAACAAUGGCUUCGUCUGUACGUUGGUAUUUAUUUGAAAUGAUGUCAUACAGUACUGUAUUACUUUUAUGUGCAUUACCAUUAGUGGCAAAUCGGACUCAACUUAAUGUCAUAUGCAUGUACUCCAGCCAAGGAACCUUUACACAGAUCUGAAAACUACGAUGUAUUCAUUGAAAUGUUGAGGGGAAAAACAAACAAACGUAAACUCAACAAAGUUUAAAAAGAAUAACUUUAGGCUUUAAUGUGUUACUUCCAAACUAAUCCAGAAAUGUGUUUUGUUUUUUUCUAGAAAAAACUGUCUGUGUAAAGGUAGUCAUAUUGGCUAUAUCAAUAAAUGUGACUAAAAAGUAA
Messenger RNA from Acipenser ruthenus (sterlet), 8812 nucleotides. RefSeq names its product protein bicaudal D homolog 2-like. The record is from RefSeq and is a predicted model, not a curated record. Gene Ontology annotation, cellular component: Golgi apparatus; cytosol. The coding region runs from base 438 to 2963 and encodes 841 amino acids. Gene Ontology annotation, molecular function: dynein complex binding; cytoskeletal adaptor activity; dynactin binding. Gene Ontology annotation, biological process: regulation of microtubule cytoskeleton organization; protein localization to organelle; microtubule anchoring at microtubule organizing center. Lineage: Eukaryota; Metazoa; Chordata; Actinopteri; Acipenseriformes; Acipenseridae. The transcript is spliced from 7 exons.